AUUGGCAGCCAGGAGACGGGCAGCUGCCACACUCUUCAGAUUUCCCUCUAUUUAAAGUUCAAAGAGACGCUGGAUAACAAAAACAAAGAGGUAAGUGAGGCCUGAGCAAGCCACUCACCAACAAGAAUAAUGGCUGAAAAAGCAGAGUCUACAUUUUCACACCUUCUGGUUCCUAUUCUUCUUCUGAUAGGCUGGAUUGUGGGCUGCAUCAUAAUGAUUUAUGUUGUCUUCUCCUAGAAAGGCAAGAAGAUAGCAGACUGACAUCAUUUGGAAGAGUUAAGAGGCCAUGAACAUGACUGAUUAUUAAAUGUCUCAUGUUACAUAAUGCAAUAUUUGACAUCACUUUACAAACUUGUAUUAUAAACUGGCACUUUGGCGUGCAUAAGAAUUUUUUCAGGACAAAAAGAAAUUAUGAGUGAUUUUCUCUAUAUUCUGAGUGAGAAAAAUGUUUAUAAUGAAAAAUGCAUGUAUCAUCAAAAAAGUUUGAUAAAUUUAAUCACAUUACAAAAAAUUCUACCCCCUGCCUUCUGGAAAAAAACUAUAGAGAAAAUGGGCUAAGGCUGUGCACGGUGGCUCAUGCCUGUAAUUCCAGUACUUUGGGAGGAUCUCUUGAGCCCAGAAACUGGAGACCUGCGUAGAUGACAGAGAAAGACCCCGUCUCUGCAAAAAACGGGGCUAGAGAUAAAAACAGACAAUUCACAGAACAUAUAAUGUAAAAGUACACUUGGCCCUUAUCCUCUUGUUUGCAAAAAGAGACGUGUAACUAAAACUACACUGAGGAACCAUCACUCACUUACCAGAUGGGAAAAAAAUAAAGAUGUUUGACAACAUA
Molecule: messenger RNA, 832 nt
Organism: Saimiri boliviensis boliviensis (Bolivian squirrel monkey)
Lineage: Eukaryota; Metazoa; Chordata; Mammalia; Primates; Cebidae
Gene: STRIT1
Product: small transmembrane regulator of ion transport 1
Biological process (GO): regulation of ATPase-coupled calcium transmembrane transporter activity; regulation of slow-twitch skeletal muscle fiber contraction
Source: RefSeq, a predicted model, not a curated record